Molecule: messenger RNA, 2050 nt
Organism: Helicoverpa armigera (cotton bollworm)
Lineage: Eukaryota; Metazoa; Arthropoda; Insecta; Lepidoptera; Noctuidae
Product: myogenesis-regulating glycosidase
Exons: 10
Coding region: 84-2000 (638 amino acids)
Biological process (GO): carbohydrate metabolic process
Molecular function (GO): hydrolase activity, hydrolyzing O-glycosyl compounds
Source: RefSeq, a predicted model, not a curated record
UGAGGACAAUGGUGACAAUGAUGGCUGAUUUAAUAACUGUCUCGUGUGUUAGGGAGCCAGUUCACAAGUGACCUGCUGCCGAGAUGCGUGUCUACGGGGCCUUAGUGUUGGUGGCGCUAAUUGCGCACACGCACGCUAUCGACAUCUGCAUCCUUGAUGCGCCUGACGUGAAAGCCGAGAUAGAGAACAACCCUUUGGGAGGAUUCAAUAUUAUAUUGGAAAGAAAGGGUCUAUCAGAAGUGAUAGCUGUGGUGGGACGCCGAACUGGCGCCAUCAAGGAUGUGGUACAAGAUGGCGACGUGGUGAUCCAGUUUGCCAAUGAUACUACUGUGAGGAUCAGCAGUGAAGAGGUGGUGGGGCAGAGGAACGGGUAUAUUAUUACGUUUACCUGGGAAGCGCCUAAGGGAGUCGGGUUGGAGGACUGUGUGAAUUUAGGCACUCACCACUGGUACGGGGGACCGCAGCAGAAACGUCAAUACUGGCCAAUAGAACGUCUGGUACUCCCGAACUACUCCUACGUUACAAAAGAGGCUGACAACUGCGGAGUAGCCGAACCCUACUGGCUGAACUCCGAAGGCGUAUUCUACUACUUCGACAAAAAAGUUCCUCUCUUCGUAGACCAAAACGAUUUAGAGAAAAACGCUGCCUGCUUCAUAGCACAAAUCAGAUCUCCAUAUUCCAGCAAAAGGGCAAAAACUGAGUUAAUAUACGCGAUAGGAAUCUUUGAGGAUGUAAGGAAAGCCCAUGAGUAUGCCGUUGAAAAGUAUUUGGAGAAGCCUUUAGGAAUACCUGAUGAGAGAAUGAUAACGUAUCCAGUUUGGUCAACCUGGGCCAGGUAUAAGAGAGAUGUGAACCACAAUACUGUGUUGGAAUUCGCUGAUGAAAUCACCAAGAACGGGUUUCCUAACAGCCAGUUGGAGAUUGAUGAUUUAUGGGAGACCUGCUAUGGUUCUCAGACGGUGGAUGUCAGAAGGUUUCCGAAUAUGAGGAAUACGGUGGAUAUUUUGAGGGCUAAAGGUUACAGGGUGACCAUGUGGACUCAUCCGUUUAUUAAUAAAGGGUGUGAGCCGUGGUAUUCAGAGGCGAAGGCUAAAGGAUACCUGGUAGCAUCAGAAUACGGUUCAGUGGAGACGAGCUGGUGGAACGACAACGAGACGACGACGGCACUCAUUGACUUCACGAAGCCGGUGGCACGGCAAUGGUACCUGGACCGACUGCAUGCCUUGAAGAACUUCUCUGGUAUUGACAGCUUCAAGUUUGAUGGUGGAGAAUCUAGUUGGGCGCCGCAGAUCCCAGUACUUCAAGGCGACAUUAGAGACCAACCAGGCGUGAUAUCAGCCGACUACGUAAGGACUGUCGCUCAAUUCGGACCCCUAGUGGAAGUCAGGGUUGGCUACAGGACCCAAGAUCUACCCGUGUUCAUCCGCAUGAUAGACAAGGACACUUAUUGGACCUUCGAGAACGGUCUUCCGACCCUCAUCACGACUCUCCUACAAAUGAACAUGAAUGGCUAUCCUUUGGUUCUACCUGACAUGAUCGGAGGGAACGGUUACAAUGAGCCACCUACUAAGGAGUUGUUCAUAAGGUGGCUGCAAGCUAACACCUUCAUGCCUAGCAUGCAGUUCUCGUAUGUGCCCUGGGAAUUUGAUAAUGAGACUGUAGCCAUAAGCAAGAAGUUCGUGGAGCUGCACGCUCGAUAUGCGCCGGCGAUCAUCGCCGCGUGCCGCCGCGCCGUGUCUGCCGGGGCGCCCGUCAACCCGCCCGUCUGGUGGAUCGCGCCCAACGAUACUGAGGCGCAUGAUAUCUCUGACGAGUAUCUCCUCGGCGAGUCUAUACUAGUAGCCCCAGUAAUAGAGCGCGGGGCCCGCAGCCGCGACGUGUACCUGCCGGCGGGGCGCUGGCUGGCGCAGGGCGACCCCGCCAGGCCGGUGCUGGGGGGAGACUGGAUCAGAGACUACCCUGCGCCUUUGGACACCCUGCCUUAUUUCGUUAAAGUGUAAUGAUGACUCCUAUGUGAGUCUUGAUGCGAACGCGAAACGAAUGAGUGAAG